AUGAAGAUUAGAGUUGAAUUCCUGAAUGGCAAUGAACAUAGGAGCAACCCAGUGUGCCAGUCAGUGUCACAUAUAUUCGAUGGAGAUACAGCGGUGAAGGAUCAUAUCAAGGUGUUGUUGACUCACUUUAAGAUACCAGUGGAGAAGGUCGCCUCGUACGCCUUGCAGAACCCCGUCACACUUCAAUAUGUCGAGGACGCCUUCCUCACGCCUGAGAAGCUGGUCGAGGCCGAGAAGUCCUACUUCCUGCUGCGCAUGCGUCCUCAGGCGAUUGCCCAGCGAGUGAUUGAGAACCUCAAGCUGAACUCACCCACGUCGCCCACGACCAAGGACAUCAUCUUCAACAUCCGUUUCCAACUCAAGGACGACGAGUACGUCGAGGAGUUCAUCUCAAAGGGCGGCAUCAACAUCUUGCUCGACAUCAUCGUUAAGAGCCAUGGCAACACUCAGUCGUACGCCUUGACCGCGUUGCGUUGCUUCAUGGGCUACCAUAGCGGCCUCGACGAGGUCAUGAGCCGUCCGCAGCUCAUCGACCGAUUGUACUCGCUGCUGACCUCAACUGUGCUGGCGAGCGUGUGUCGUCAAGCGAUCGAGUUGUUGUUCGUCGUGUGCAACUUUGAUGGUUUCUCAUUGGUCCAUCGUGCAGCCAAGAACUACAGUGUCGAGACCAGCACGACACCCUACAGCAACCUGAUCACAAUGCUACAGAGUGGCGACCUGGAGACUCAGCUCAACACGCUGACUCUCUUUAACUGUCUGCUCGAGAACGCACCCAACCCACGCAAGGUAGAGAAGCUACUUACGCGCUGGAAGUCGCUGGGCAUUGUCAAGAUCCUCAAGAGCCAGGAGCACUUCACUCACUCAGACUUCAAGACACAGCUCGCUCGGUUUCAGUCGAUGGCUGGAAUCACCUUUGAGGUCGGCGGGAGGAAACGCCCAGAGUUAACUCGUGGCAUGUCGCAGCAAGACAUGGAGAUGACUCUGUUGCAGUAUCAGGAGCAGCAGCCACUUGUCCGUCUAUUGAGCCACGAGCUCAAGUUCCUGCGUAAUGCCAUCAAGUCUGCCAUUGAGAAUGGCUCAUACAUCAACUACCGCGCACCAACCGAGCGAUACGACGAGUACUUGGCCAAGAAGAAUGACAUCAUUGGAGAGGGCCCAGUCAACAUAUCCUACAUCAAGCGUCACGACAAGUUUACCAGCGCCUUUAGGAAGAGCAUGUAUGUUCGCUCGCCAAACACAUCAUACUUGUUCGACUCGUCAACCCUUGAGGAGGACAGCUUUGAUGAUGACGAUGAUGCUUCAACUGCAUCGUCAAACAACAACAACAACAAUAAUCCAAAGUCAAAGACGGCUGAGCCUACAAUGUCACCAAUAAUGGACAAGACUACAACUCUUCAGCUGCCACCAAAGGCUGAGAAGAAGAUUGCAGCAGAGCAUGGUGGUGGCGGUAAGCCACCCGUAUCCGCAGCUGCCGGUGUCCAAUUCAAUCUGUUUGAUGUCUCACACUCGCCAAAGCCACCUCCCAGAACCUACAUCAAGUCAUCUGCGCCAACAAAGCAGCCAAUUACACCAAAGAAGAGAAUGAAGCCACUCCCAUGGAGCAGGAUCAUCAAUCAUCCAGGAGAAGGAAAGAAGUCAAUCUGGAACAUAUUGCCAGAGGUUGCAUUCGAUGAGGAACAGUUUGUUGACUUGUUCUCUUUGUACACUGAGAAGUUGGUGUCGUUCAAUGGUUCGCCAGUACUAUCAUCCGCAAACAGUACCCAGCAGACAGGACCAAACAAGAAGCCCAUUCAAAAGGUCAUCAGUGUACUGUCACAAAAGAGAUCGAAUGCCAUCUCUAUUAUGUGCAGCAAGUUGCCAAGCGAUGAGAAUUUGAUCAGAGCACUCAGAGAGCUGGACUCAUCCAAGCUCACACUGGAGCAAGUGUCCAGCCUGCACACCAACAUACCCACCCAGGAGGAGAUGUCAUCGAUCCUCGAGCUGAACGAGGACUUUGUCUUGGACAAGCCUGAGCGAUGGUGUCUGAUGAUCGAUGGCUUCCCAAAGGUCAAGCAAAGAUUGAGAGUAUGGGAGUUCAUGCUCCGCUUCGAUGACCUGAUCAAGAGUAUCUCGGACUCGACCGACAUUGUAUCGAUCGCAUCCAACGAGCUCAAGACCAGCUAUUCGUUGAUACAUCUUAUGGGCAUCCUUGUGGCGCUUGGAAACUACAUGAAUGGUGGCAACGUCAACAGGGGCCAAGCAGAUGGCUUCCAAUUGGAUGCCUUUAACAAGAUCCUUGAGAUCAGAGACAAUCAGAACAGUGGGUCAUUGUUGGACUUUGCCAUCAAGACUCUUCUGGCCAACCAUCCCAAGAGCUACGUGCUGCCAAACGAGCUGUCACACAUUUCCAACGCGUCACUGAUCAACCUGCAAGAGGUGGGCAACCAGCUGUCCAAGCUCUCGAACGACUUCAAUGAGCUGACCGCUGAGGUGAACGAGAUUGUCAACUCGACAGACAGUGAGGAUCCAUUCAUUGUGAUCGCACCAGGCUUCAUGAACACCGCCUUCAACAAGCUCAAGGCCACCCAGAAGAACUACCUUGAGACGGAGAAGUUGUUCAACGAGGUGCAUGAGUUCUUCAAUCCAUACUCUGCACCUCUGCCAUCGACCACCAGUGGCGGUACGUCCACUGCCAACAUGCUGGACUCGUCCACCAGCAAUGCCAACGCCGCCAGAGACUCUGGCAAGUACAACACCGAGAAGUUCUUCACGUUGUUUAGCACUAUUAUCACAGCGUUCAAGAAGUCGCCCUCCAAGAGAAUGUCGCAGAAGGGACAUGGACUAAAGAUUGGCGAUUCAGAGGAUCCAGUGGCUACCAUUAUCGAGUCACUCAAAAAGAACAUUGAUGUCUCAAAGAGACCAAUCCCAGCCUAA
Acytostelium subglobosum LB1 is the source of this 2913-nucleotide messenger RNA. RefSeq lists its product as hypothetical. The transcript has 2 exons. Gene Ontology annotation, molecular function: actin filament binding; small GTPase binding. The record is from RefSeq and is a predicted model, not a curated record. Gene Ontology annotation, cellular component: cytoplasm; cytoskeleton. NCBI's taxonomy places the organism in Eukaryota, Evosea, Eumycetozoa, Acytosteliales, Acytosteliaceae. Gene Ontology annotation, biological process: cortical actin cytoskeleton organization; actin filament network formation. Bases 1 to 2913 code for a protein of 970 amino acids.